Doryrhamphus excisus (bluestripe pipefish) is the source of this 1415-nucleotide messenger RNA. RefSeq names its product frizzled-1-like. Gene Ontology annotation, molecular function: Wnt receptor activity; Wnt-protein binding. Gene Ontology annotation, cellular component: plasma membrane. The record is from RefSeq and is a predicted model, not a curated record. NCBI's taxonomy places the organism in Eukaryota, Metazoa, Chordata, Actinopteri, Syngnathiformes, Syngnathidae. Gene Ontology annotation, biological process: canonical Wnt signaling pathway; non-canonical Wnt signaling pathway.
UUGUUUGGAGGUAUUGAGAAAGGGUGGGACAUGAUUUUCUCUCCACAACAGUGACGUUCUUCUGCUUCAAGACUUGACAAAGACCAUCAACAAGUCACACUGGAGGCUUUAUAUUGCUGUGGCUGUGAUUACUGUCACUUUUUGAGUCCAAAUUUGCUAUUUUUCCUGUUUUACCAUGGCGGCCGUGAGGUUGACUUCAAGUUCCGCGCUUGUGGGGAUCAUGUGGCUGCUGUGCGGGAUCUUCUCCCCAGCAACCAACAGCGAGAGCGUCCGCCAUGAGGUGUGCCAGCCCGUCUCCAUCCCGCUCUGCGCCGACGUCCCCUACAACCAGACCAUCAUGCCGAACCUCCUGGGCCACACCACACAAGAAGACGCGGAGCGGGAGAUGCGCCAGUUCGAGCCGCUGAUGAACGCCAACUGCUCGGCGGAUCUCCCCAUGUUCCUGUGCACUGUGUACGCGCCGGUGUGCACGGUGCUGGAGGCUGCCAUUCCCCCGUGCAGGUUGCUGUGUCAGCGGGUACGACGGGGAUGUAAAUCGAUGAUAACCGAAGGAGGUUUCCAGUGGCCAGAGAGUCUUCGCUGCGAGAAGUUCCCGGUGGCAGGACUCUGUGUGGUGAGCACAGCCUAGCACAGCCUGUUAUGUAUAAAAUACUACAGCACACAUAUGCCGAGGAGGUUUAAAUAAACAUGGAGAAAAUAUUCAUUCAAUCACAAGGCACAUAUAGACAAACAACCAUUCACACUCACAUGGAGAAAAUAUAUGAUUUCAUAAAUAAAUGUGUGGUACAAUAUCCCCUAAGAUGCUAUUUUCCUCUUGUCCCAUGCUUUAAUGACCCAGCUGAAUGUCAAAUAAAACAAUUAUAUUCAAAUGUCUGUCUUUUUAUAUUUCAAAUGGCUGCACGAUGGAUGAGUGGUUAGCACACAGGCCUCACAGCUAGGAGACCCGAGUUCAGUUCCACCAUCGGCCAUCUCUGUGUGGAGUUUGCAUGUUCUCCCUGUGCAUCUCCGGGUAUUCCGGUUUCCUCCCCCAUUCCAAAAACAUGCUAGGUUAAUUGGCAACUCCAAAUUGUCCAUAGGUAUGAAUGUGAGUGUGAAUGGUUGUUUGUCUAUAUGUGCCCUGUGAUUGGCUGGCGACCAGUCCAGGGUGUACCCCGCCUCUCGCCCCAAGACAGCUGGGAUAGGCUCCAGCACCCCCUCGACCCUCGUGAGGAUAAGCAGUAGAAAAUGAAUGAAUGAAUUUCCUGUCUUUGGUAGUUUUAUUCAUACAUGCCUCAAGUAAUUGUGGAAUAAUUUGUUUUAAUCAUCAUGAUAAUCAUCACCCUCGACAUCACACAACACUGAUACACAUAAUUAUGAUAUAGAGUAUUUUGUUUUCUUUAAUUCACAUUAGUAUUAGUAUGUCGGCUUUAAGUAUA